Messenger RNA from Ceutorhynchus assimilis (cabbage seed weevil), 4884 nucleotides. NCBI's taxonomy places the organism in Eukaryota, Metazoa, Arthropoda, Insecta, Coleoptera, Curculionidae. The record is from the annotation of a GenBank genome assembly.
CGCCAUUAGUCCAAUUAAUUGGAUACGCUUUUCAUUUUUAUUGUUUUGUUGAUCAUUCAUUAUUAUUUAUUAAAACAGCAGAUAUAAAUUUUUGUCCUUUGGAUUCCAAGGAAAGAGAGUUUGGAUGUGACACAGGUUAGAGGUUAGCUUAGCAAAGUGAGAAUAAAAAUCAAAUGACCUAAUAGGAGUAUCCUUCCGUAAUCGAAGUGAAUAACCUAAUGGGAUUUCGAACAAUUUUACUAAUUAUACCUAUAAAAAGUAGAAGAAAAAUUCAAAAUUGCACAAAAAGUAGUUUUGCCUUUAUGGGAGGUCCUAAAAAUUAAACUGAAGUAGGAAUUAAAACGUUAAAUCCUCAUAGUCUGAUGCUGUUGUUCAUACCUCAAAUUAAAUUAAAUUAAAAAACCAGAUAUUUUUCUCGAAAAAAACACAAGUGUUUAAUCCAAGCUCCAAAUCAACUGCUAAUAACUUUAUUGAUGCUUAUCACAGUCACAUUACACAAUACAUGUGGUUUGGUUCUAUUAAACAACAGAAGAAAUUAAAUUAACUUAAAAGUUAGCAGUGCAGUAAAUGCAGUGGACGAGGCGGUGGAUUAUCGCCUGAACUGUGAAUUUUUUAUAUGAAAAAUAUUCCGAUUAAAAAGUUUGCCUCGAACUUACCUAGUAUCAUUUUUCGGUCUUAUUUAAUAUGACAACUUUUUCUGUGGCCCAGGAAGGGCCCCUGAAUGCGUUGGCUUUAAAUAGUACUAACACUCAAGUUGUUAUUGGAGGGAGAAAUGUGUUCAAAGUUUAUCAAAUUGAAGAAGAUAAAUUUCGAGAAAUAUGCAACUUGAGGACCUUGAAACAUCUCAAUUUGAAUUUUUCUUGCAAUGAUAUAACUUGGAGUCCAAGUGACGAUCAUUAUGUCGCAACUGCAGCAACAAACGGUCAUGUUUGUGUCUGGAACCUUACAAAAAUGGGAAGAGCCAUGCAGGAACAAGAUUACCAAGACCAUAAGAGAACUGUUAACAAAGUGAAAUUUCAUGCCACUGAGCCUUUUAAGUUGAUAUCUGGCUCUCAAGAUGGAACUAUGCGUUAUUUUGAUAUUAGAAUGAAAAAUGCUGUGUCAGUUUUUUACAGUAAUACUGAAAGUGUUAGGGACGUUCAAUUUUGUCCGCAUAACUCUUAUGUAUUUUCCGCUGUGUCAGAAAACGGCAGUGUUCAAUUAUGGGAUGUAAGAAAACCAGAUAAGUCACAACAUCAGUUUACUGCUCAUAGUGGUCCUGUAUUUGCUUGCGAUUGGCAUCCUGAAGCUACUUGGCUAGCUACAGCUAGUAGAGAUAAAACUAUCAAGGUGUGGGAAAUGACUGGAAGACCAACUCUAGAGUAUACCAUACACACCAUAGCUUCUAUAGGAUACGUGAAAUGGAGGCCUUCUCAUAAAUAUCAACUUGCUAGUUGCGCCCUUGUUAUAGAUUGCAGCAUUAAUAUUUGGGAUGUUCGAAGGCCCUAUAUUCCUUUUGCAUCCUUCAAUGAACAUAGAGAUAUUGCUAGUGGGGUGGCUUGGAGAGGUGACCCCAAUAUUUUUUUGAGUAGUGGAAGAGAUAAUGUGUUGUAUCAACAUUCAUUUAGCGAUGCUCAGAAACCAGCGAGUAAAGCUAAUCCUCAGGGGAUAACAUUGAAUACUAAAGGGGAAGUUGUGUAUUCUAAAAAAGUCAAUAAUACUAUUACAAGUACCAAUAGCUCUAGUCAGAAUUCUUUAAGUAAGGCAGUGGGACUAAUGCGAAAAAUCUCAACUUCUCAACCUAUAGAUGCCUUUCAUCUAGCGUGGAGUAGAACAUACAAUUUCAACCCUAAUAAUGUUGAAGAACAAGAAUCUUCAAUAUUUAUAAAGUUAGCCAAAAGUUAUAUUUUACAUGGAAGAAGCGUCUCUGAAUUGUGCGACCAUAAUUCUGCAGUAGCAACACAAUUUGGGAAAAACGAUAUAGCAGUUACUUGGAAAAUUGUUAAAACCAUGUAUGGGGAGGAAUUUGUACAGAACUCUAUGAAUAAUCCAAAGCAGGAGGAAGGUUCAUGUUCUGCCUUGGAAAUUCCAGAUGAACAAAAAUCGAAAGGCGCUGAAACCCCUGCCGCUCAAUUUAGCGGUGGCGAUGAAGAGACUGAGAAUGAAGAUCAAGUUGAUAACGCUUUUCCCAACUACCUCAAUGUUAGAAACGGCUGUUUACCUAGGGGGGAUUUCUUUUUUGGAGAAAAUGAACUGGAUGUUGAAUUAGACGGUGCUCCAAUUUUUAUGGAUUAUUAUCAAUAUGGCUACAGGAUGAACCCGACGCCCUCAGAACAAAUUGAUUGGACGGUGCCUAAUGAAGCUUUCCCUAUCCGACACGAGAUUUUGGACAGAUCACCACCUCCAGAACAAUUUCCAGACCAUCUUCACACAAUCAACUUACGGGAAGAACAAUCUGUACAAGUAAAGGUUGACGACCAAUUGCCAGGAAUGUUGGUUAACGUCAAACAAUGCAGCAAACCCAGUUGGGAUCCCAGCCCUAUUGUUAUACAAACCUUACAUCAUUAUGCUACUCUUGGCGAUAUUCAGACUGUUGCCUGUAUAUUGCUUGUUCUUGGCGAGAGUAGAAAAUAUUUGGCAGGACUAAGUGAAAACCUGCAAGAGCACUGGCUUUUGGGCUACAUCGAACUGUUAAGCAAAUACAGACUCUGGAACAUAUCGAAUCAAGUCAUCAAGCUCGCUUGGCUGCCAAGUGUAAGCCAGCUAAACCAAAUGAGCACGACCAUGAAUACGAACUGUGGCAAAUGCAUGAAACCAUUGCAGAGAGUGGGCUGGUUAUGCGAUAGGUGCCACACAUCAGAAAAUGCACUUUGUAGUAUUUGUCACCAGGUGGUCAGAGGCCUUUAUGUCUGGUGCCAAGGGUGCUCCCACGGUGGACACAUUGGUCACUUGAAGCAAUGGUUGGCCCAAAAACGCGUUUGUCCUACUGGUUGUGGUCACAUGUGUGAAUACAUUGACAACUGACAAUUUACCAUAUUAACUAUUAAGAAAACCGAAGAGGAAUAAAUCUUCAGCAGAGGCUAGUAAAUAGGACAAAUCGUUGAACAGGGUGAGAAUUAAUUCAAAAUGAGUUUUUUUUUGAACAUCUAAGUAGGUUAAUGUUGCAUUAGUUUUAGUACAAUUCCUAUUGAACAUAAGUAAUUUUGAAUCUGAUUAGCUGAUAAAUAUUGAAUCUAGGUAGGUUAUUACUAUAGUGUUGUGAAAUACAAGGCAUUGUUAAAGCAAUUUUUGAAUAAUCUAGGCUGUGUAGGUAAAGACUGCCCACUUAACAAUAGGAUGCAGAGAAAAACCAAAAACGUGCAAAAGCAGUUGGCAUUGUGUCAAUAAAUAUGAUUUAAAAAAGUUUCUGUUGGGCUUACACAGUAAAACGGUUGUGAAUCGCUUUUCGUAAAGUUUUAUUUUUUUUCUGCUCUCCUUUGCCUGGUGAUUCUAUCUGAGGCAAACUUCGAUUGAAUAUAUGUGAAGAUCGCAGACCUUUUUAUUGUAUUUAGCUGUGAAACGCUGUAUACCUCGAUGUGAUUGAAUAUACGUAAGUUAAUACAUUCACAUACAUAUCAAUUCUGUAAUUGUUUUAUGUAUGAAAGUGAUUACUCGAAUGAAUAGUUAUCCUUUAGAAAGUACACCGGCCAACAAGAGCCUAAGUUUUCAAUUUAUGUUAACCUCGAUCUUCAGAAUUUUGAUACCAUCAUAUGGGUACUAGAAUAUUUUGGUUUGGAAACAAAAUUUAGGUAUAGAAAAAUUCAUGAUUAUUCAGAAAAUACGAUUCAUUGUAUUUAUUCUUGACAAUUCUAUGUAUUAGUUUAUUGACUACACGAAAUUACAUUGUACGGAAACGCCACAGUGGUGUCGACCCAAGAGUGAUUUUACAAGAUUUCUUGGGUGAAUAAUUUUGUAUAUAUAGCGGGUAGUUUGUAAGUUGCAGUCUGUUUAAAUAUAUGUCGGUAAGGCUCGUGGGGGGGUAAUUUGAUUGUAAUUGUAUUUGUUUUUUUCUGCAUUAAGGAUUUUUUUUUUAAUGACAAAAUAGAGGCCUGGCAAGGCUAGUAAUUCAUACUUAAGCUCAAUGUGGAGAAAAAUGAACGGAAUACAGCAGUUGAAAGUUAAAUAAAGAGGGAAGAUCUAUUUAUUCAUUUACAGUAAAGAUUUGAAUCUCAACAAAAACAUAUUUUUUCGAUUUUUUUCAAGAUCUUCUUCAGGUUUCCAAGUAUUACGUCAUUGCACAAGGCAUCAUCAUAAUAUUGUGUUGGUAAAUAAAACGAUCUAAAAUAGUUUGGUACAAAGGCUGUACUCAUUGAGCUUCAGUUUGCAGUACUUACGUUGCCAGUACUAUAUAGUGAUAAAAUUUCUUGGAAAAGUUCUUAUAGUUGAAAUGUUAGAAAAGCAAAAAGAUAUCCAACCAAGUGCUAGUCGUUUUAUACAAGUUUUGUGUUCAAGUCACUGUACAUAAAAUAUUUUAGAGAUUUUAAAACUUAUUAUAAUGUAUGUGUUUUCAGAUUGAGGCUGUGAAACUUUAGAACCCUGGUUAUUUUUUUAUCAGGUAUAAGAUUUAUAUAUUAUUAGUAUUUUCAUGAUCCUACAUAAUAUGUAACUUACAGCUCACUAGGACUAGGAAAUUAUAUUGUUUCCGUACCCAUUAUAAUUUCAUUGACGCAAUGGUAAAAAAUUAUAAAAAUAAAUAAAACUAUAUUAGUUCUUCUGGCGAAUUGCGUCAUUGCUUUUGAUCUCAUGCAAAUCUAUGACGCAAGGUGAAAUAUUCGCCGGUAUUACUAUACUAGUCUUUUUUAGUUUAUAUUUCAAUUAUUUGGUACAUAUCUAUGUUUUCAAUAAAAUAGAGUUUUUGAUAAUGUA